AUGUUUCCAUUUCCCGAUGGAAGAAUCGUUGGUGGUGAAUCAGUAAAUAUUGAGGAUUAUCCAUACCAAGUUCAACUAUUAUAUUGGGAACUCCACAUUUGUGGCGGAUCGAUAAUUUCUUCGAGAUACAUCGUGACAGCUGCUCAUUGCACAAACGGAACUGUAGCUUCGGAGUUAUCAAUCAGAUAUGGAACAUCAAUCAGAAAUGAUGGAGGUGAUAUUGCUCAAGUUGCAACUUUAUAUCAACAUCCGGAAUACGAUGAAGAAACCGCCGAUUUUGAUAUUUCGUUAUUAAAGCUUGGGGAAGACCUACUAUUUGCAGAUAAAGUCCAACCUAUCAAAUUACCUAGUUUAAAUGAGGCAAUUCCUGUUGGAGAAUUAUGUGUUGUUACUGGAUGGGGUAGAUUAGAACAUAACGGAGUUCCCCCUUUACAACUUCAAGCUGUUAGAAUUCCGAUAAUUACUUUGGAACAGUGUAGAGAGGCUUAUGCUGUUAGGAAUUUAACAGUUAGUGAUCGUAUGAUUUGUGCUGCUUAUCCAAGUGGGGGAAAAGAUGCUUGUCAAGGUGAUUCUGGUGGCUCAUUAGUUGUUGAUGAUGUUCUUUUUGGAAUUGUUUCGUGGGGAAUUGGUUGUGCAGAUCCUAAUUUUCCAGGAGUUUAUGCAAGCGUUUCUGCUCUUCGAUCAUAUAUCACAGAAAUUUCAGGAAUAUAAUUUUUUUACAUAAAUAAAAAGCUU
Messenger RNA from Onthophagus taurus, 735 nucleotides. RefSeq names its product trypsin-7-like. Gene Ontology annotation, biological process: proteolysis. Gene Ontology annotation, molecular function: serine-type endopeptidase activity. The record is from RefSeq and is a predicted model, not a curated record. Lineage: Eukaryota; Metazoa; Arthropoda; Insecta; Coleoptera; Scarabaeidae.